This is a messenger RNA of Mesocestoides corti, 1326 nucleotides long. Lineage: Eukaryota; Metazoa; Platyhelminthes; Cestoda; Cyclophyllidea; Mesocestoididae. The record is from the annotation of a GenBank genome assembly.
AUGCUCAGUCGGUCCUUGUCGAAUAUGACCUUCUCCCUGAAGUCGUUGCCCUCCUUGAUGACAUUUAGCAAAUUCCAUACCAGCCCCUUGGCUUUGGCUGUAAUGGGACCCCAGAAAAAGGCGUAUGUGCGGGAUAAGCCACAUAUGAACAUUGGCACUAUUGGGCAUGUUGACCACGGCAAGACGACUCUUACUGCAGCCAUCACUAAAGUAUUGUCUGAGGAGCAGAAGGGCAAAACUAUCUUUAAGUCUUACGAAGAGAUUGAUGCAGCGCCCGAAGAAAAGAAGCGUGGUAUUACUAUAAACGCAGCUGUCGUCGACUACACAACUGACAAACGCCAUUAUGCCCACACAGACUGUCCUGGACAUGCCGAUUACAUUAAGAACAUGAUCACUGGUGCCAAUCAGAUGGAAUGUGCUGUAAUUGUUGUUGCCGCGACGGAUGGAACGAUGCCUCAAACUCGAGAGCACUUGCUUUUAGCUAAACAAAUUGGAAUUCAGAAUGUCAUUGUUUUUAUCAACAAGGUAGAUGCUGCGGAUGCCGAAAUGUUGGAGCUCGUUGAACUGGAAAUCCGCGACACUCUUAAGCAAUAUGGAUUCGAUGGAGAUAAUACUCCCAUAGUUAGUGGCUCAGCACUUUGUGCCUUGGAGGGCAGGGAUCCUGCUAUCGGUCGCGAUAAGAUUGUUGAACUUCUCAAGGUUAUUGAUGAGAUUCCCAUGCCCAAGCGUGACCUUGACAAGCCUCUGCUACUGCCAAUUGAACAGGUGUUCACAAUAACCGGCCGUGGCACGGUUGCUACUGGCAGUAUCAAACGCGGCAAAAUAAAGCUACAGGAUCAGGUUGAGAUGGUUGGUUACAACAAGAUUUUGAAGUCGACAGUCACGGGGAUCGAGAUGUUUAAACAGAUGUUAGAUUACGGUGAAGCCGGUGACCAGGUUGGCAUUCUUCUCCGCGGUGUUAAGCGCGAUGAAAUUCGUCGUGGUAUGGCUAUCGUCGCUCCCAAAUCAGCAUCUAUCUACAACUACUUCCAGGCUCAGGUGUACAUGCUUUCGAAGAAGGAGGGUGGCCGACCGAAGCCCUUCACCAACAACUUCCAGUUGCAGAUCUUUAGUAUGUCUUGGGAUUGUCCUGCUUUCAUUCAACUGGAAGAGGGACGGGAACUACUUAUGCCUGGAGAGGACGCCACCAUCAAACUGCACAUGCAGAAGAAGAUGUUCUUGGAACCAGGUCAACGCUUCACAGUUCGCUCUGGCGGUGUAACGAUGGGCUACGGCGUGGUCUCCGAGCUUCUACCCGACCCUGGAAUGGGUAAAUGGGGGGAUUAG